Harpegnathos saltator (Jerdon's jumping ant) is the source of this 1161-nucleotide messenger RNA. RefSeq lists its product as uncharacterized. Lineage: Eukaryota; Metazoa; Arthropoda; Insecta; Hymenoptera; Formicidae. The record is from RefSeq and is a predicted model, not a curated record. The coding region runs from base 25 to 1146 and encodes 373 amino acids. The transcript has 2 exons.
GUCAGUUUAAUAAAAUAAACCAGUAUGAGUGAAUUAUUUCGUUCAAGGAGAAUAUCGUCUAUUUCCUUUGACAAGAAGAAUUACAACAAGUGGUUUUAUUCCAAUGUUUGUCACGUUUGCAAAAAGGAAAAUAAUAAUGAUUUGAUAUCUUGCGCUGAAUGCGAUAUGAUUUCUUACUGCAGUGAUGAACACAAACAGUUGCACAAUGAAAAACAUAGAGAGAUCUGCGGGUAUCUUAAAGAAUACAUAAAGUCGCAUAUGGGAAACGAAACUGGAGUAGAUCACGUGACCUGGAUAAAUUCAAGACUCCAAUUUCUGAAUUCAAUCAAGAAACGGCUCUCACGUAAACUAGAACCAUAUGAAGAGCAAAUGAUCCUUUUCGCAAAAUCAUGUUUUAGUUGUCAUCAACAGAUUCAUCUGGAAAAUUGCCGAAGAUGCUAUUCCAUAAACUAUUGUGUUGUACACGCGCAAGAAUUUAAAAUACAACAUGAAUCAAGAUGCAAUGAGUUGCUGUUCGGACCACUGACGUUGUUUUAUGCGAUGAGGGAUGCGAAUUUAUUGCACUUUCUAAAUAUAUCACCACCAAAAUGUAUCAUUCAUAUAGUGGUGUCCACCUACCAUGACAUAGAAUAUUUGGCAGCUUGGGAACUGCUUUCUCAUCUGUUAUGUCCUGCUAUAAAAAUACUAAAAAUUGUACUGAUAGGACAAGAAUUAACACAGAAAGUUGGCAGUAUCCUACUUUGCUGUAACUGUAUUAAUAAGGAGCUAAAGGUUAAAUACGAAUUUUGUCCUAAAUUAUAUUGCGAUUAUAUGAAAUGUCAAACGUAUGAACAGCCAAGUGUGGUUGUAGGGUUUCAAGUAGAUUUUAGAGAUAAAAAGAUGCUGUCAAAUUUCUUGCCCCUAUUCCAGAUCAAGAGUUAUCCGUUGCUUUUAACUACCGCUUCAAAAAAUAAAGCAAUAAUGAACAUUAAUGAAAUAAAUGCCGCACUAGGUACUAAUGUGAAACCUACGUAUGAGGAAGAAAAUAAAUUUCGUUCCUAUAAACCACUGAGAGAUCUUGAGGAUGGACUUGGUUGCUUUUGUAAUAUGUAUGUAUCUAUUUAUCUGAACUUAGAAGAUGUACCUGCAUCAUCUAAGGCGAUUUGAUAUUCUGAUAUUAGA